Molecule: messenger RNA, 2691 nt
Organism: Botrytis byssoidea
Lineage: Eukaryota; Fungi; Ascomycota; Leotiomycetes; Helotiales; Sclerotiniaceae
Exons: 3
Coding region: 1-2691 (896 amino acids)
Biological process (GO): regulation of DNA-templated transcription
Molecular function (GO): DNA-binding transcription factor activity, RNA polymerase II-specific; zinc ion binding
Source: RefSeq, a predicted model, not a curated record
AUGUCUACAGGAAAUCAAAUGCCGACCUUCAACACUUUCACAAUUACUCAACCCUUCUUGGGCGCACCUCUUCAAUUCCAGCCUGCUCUUGGAUCAAAAGAGCUUGAGGAAUUGAUUGAUGCUUACGUUAUUGGAGAUGCUUGUAAACAAGACAAGCUUUCCACCGUGACGAUCGAUUUCUAUAACCAUGCAACCGUCGAUAUUAACACCGGUUCCCUGGUCCGUCGAUACGAUGUUAUGCCAUGGACCGUUGGGCGAAGUCCUGCUCAAUCACAAUCUUCGGGAUUGAGCCCACCAAUCUUCACUCCUAGCCCUGCCUCCUCAGCUACCUUUGCCGACUCUACUUAUAGCUCAACGAGCACCCCACCCAAUCGUACCAGGGGGUCACGAGUUACAAAAAAGACAAAGAAGGAUACCACCAAGAAGUCUGCAGAAGUCAGACUACCUGGCUUCUCGAUCAUGACUAAGGAUGGUAUCGAUGUUACAAAUUCCGCUGGCCGUGGAACUAAAACGAAAGAACAGAGAGAGCAUGCACAUCUGAUGAGAAUCAUUAAAGCUUGCGAUGAGUGCAAGCGAAAGAAGAUCAGAUGUGAUCCAUCUCAUAGACCUGUUUCUCAUACAAACACGCCAAGAGCAUCCGCGUCAAGCAGGCCUUCUCCUCCUUCACAAUCAAACCCAAGUCCUGCUGCAUCAACACCUUCAUUAUCUAGAGAAACCACACAAGGUUCUGAACAAAGCAGUCCCCCUGUUGAUUCAUUCUCAAUUGAAGAUUUUGUGCUUUUUCCAGAGGAUGACCUCAACCAAUGGAACCCAGAGAUGGCUAUCCCAGGCUUUGACACCCAAUACAACGACUUCAGCAUGACUAAUUACGAGAACUUCCCUGAUUUCGAUACUGAUUUCUCGACAAUGAAUGAUAAUAUAUCAUUUGACUUCCCAGUAUACGAUCAAUCUUCAUCUUUUAGUCCUCAGCUAUCAAACACCACUAGCCACAUACUUAAUUAUCACAACACACAACCAUUGAGCUCUGCAGACGUCAACUCGCAAUACUUCUCUCAAACUCAACCACAGCCCGAUCUAGAUUUCUUCGAACCAUUUAGCAAUAUACCGAACUUCUCGCCAACCCAUACUCAACAAGCUCAUCCACAAGGCUUACCAAAUGAAGAUCCUGGGAAGAUUGAUAGUUAUGAACAUGCUACAACUGCGAGAUCUCAAAGCCACAACAUCUCAUCGGUAUUGUCAACCGCAAACACCCACACCAGUGGUACAAAUAUCCUGAAUGACUUCUCUACCACAUUCGGCCUCUCCCCAACUGAUAGUUCUUACCAAUCACAAGGCUCAGAAAACGGCUUCGUGAGCACAGGCCCAGAUAAUGCAUAUGAUUCUGCUACUGGCUCGGGUGUCGACUCGGGCAUUGAACAAUCACCACGAUCUGAAUCAAGUGAUAGCGGCCAUGAGACGUUAUCCAGUACCGAGAAGGGACGCAGUCGCAGCCAACGCAGCAGACACCGAGCACUUUUAGAACGCGAGCGCGAACGCAUUGAUGAUCAUGGCCGCCAGCUUAUGAAGGUUCUCCUAUCCAACAAUGGCAAGUCUCAUGUUCCUGGUGCUACCACUGAACAGCCAGUUUUAAGCCCGAGCGUUUCACAUGGCGGCGACGGCUUCGUAAUGGCCGCAAACACUUUCAAGAGCUUCGCUUCUAGUAGUAUACCCGUUCAUGAAGAAACACCAUGGAGCUUUGAAUCUACACUCUCUUCAUUGGCUAGAUCUAGACCGGAAGUACCGCAAAAUGCGAUGGAAAGCGGCCGCGCCCAAGGCGUAUCGUUCGUUGUGAAACCUCAUGAAAACCCUGACGGCUUUGCAAGAUGGAACAACUCGACGAUUGUUGAUGCCUCUCUAAGUCGUGCUGUACGACUAACUGGCAAUCAUAUCUCGUCUCGCGAUGCAAACUUUGCCUCGAUCAGCUCGGAUAGAAAGACACUAAGUGUCGGCACCGACCAUGUACCUACACACCUAGCGGCAAGAUCGGCAUUGUCAAGUCUAAGAUCCAAGGUCGCAGUAGAAAGCACGCCCAUGAUACCAUCUAAUGCAGUUUCUACCGGAAGUCUAGUUGUACCGAACCAAGCCGGCGUUGUUCCUUCUCCGCAUUUUGUACUUGCGAAAAGGCUUUCAAAGGCAUCAUCUGGCUCUUCAACCAAGGUCAACAAUGGCUCUCUGGAGUUCAGCGGCGUUGAGGCAAUUGUUCAAAAGGUCAAGGGUGCUUCGGCUGGGCAGCUUUCAAGCCCAAGCUUGAGCCUCCAGACUUCGGUAUACCCCCCCACGCUUUUCAAGAGCGGCGCAGAAGCAGUAAAUACACCGGCGACAACCACGCUUGGCACGGCCUCAACCCUCGCAACACUAGCAGCACUUGGUCUUGCCACUACAGUGGCAGUAUCCAGACAUGCUGAGACAGCCGCGGUGGUAUUGGCUAUUUGCCUACUUGCGUCUGUGUGCUGUGAUACUCGAUCGGUCAUUCCUGAGUCUGGAAAGGGUUUCAUGAAUAUCUCGCUUGGUGCAUUAAUGUGGAACUUUUGGUCCGAUAUGAUACUCAAGAUAGAUUGCGAACGUCAACGUGUAUUGAAUGAAAAGAAUAAUGGAUUGUUUGGUGCGGCUGGAGAGAUGGCGAAGAAGUUUUCCUCGAGAAUUUUAAUCUAG